AUGUCUGCCACCGUGGAAGCUCCUGUGGCGUCGACGCUGUUCGACUUGGAGCGGCUGGACGUCUACCGUCUACUGCAGCGUGCUCUCGAGAUCGGCCGCUCGGACGCGCGGCGCUUCAGCUCGCCUGAGGAGCUGCUGUCUUCUCGCCUCAGUCCCGAGAUACGCGAGGUAUACGCUGCUCUCUUCAAAGGCGGUUUCAACCGUCACGACCUAGCUGCUCUGGAGCACUCGGGCUAUGUCUUAUUUCUUUGGCCGCUUCUCUCUUUAGACUCUCUUCCGCUGAUCCCCAGCAUAGGCGCAGAGUCACGCGAUGGGUACGAUGCCGUCCGUUUCGCUGCCGUGAUGACAUGCGUUUGGGCUGUCGUCGAGGACCACAGCGAUGGCCGCAGCGACUACGCCGACCUGUUGCGCCAAGUUGCCAAAGAACACCCCGUCGCUUUUGAGUGCGUCUUCUACAACGCCGCGCAGCUUUUCAUGCUGGAGAGUUGGCGCAGCGACCUGUGCGAUACCCGUGAGUGCGACGCCGCUGACCGCCUAACUAUUCUCGAGCUGCGGGCGUUGCUUCGUUUCUUCAUACUGUGUUUUCAGAGCUUCGAGGUCGGGGGGAUCCGGAGGUGCUGCGUGCAGCUGGCGUCGCCGGCGAUCUGGCUGCACAUCCCCGAGGUGGUGCGUGAGAGAAACAUCUAUGCCCACAACCGCCUGGCGCAAGGGCUGUUUCAACGCUCCACCAAGCGCCUGGAGGAACGGUAUGACACGUUGGACGAUGUAAAAGGGCUGCCACUUUUUUCGGGUUUAGAUGGCGUGAGGUCGUUGUACGAGCUCUCCGCAGUGGACGCUGAGGGUCACCGCAAGCUGAACGACCGCGCCCGCUUUUUGCUAAGUCGCGACUUUCUGAACAGCGUGCUCAACCACUUCAUCUACGUUUUGGAGGACGGCAUUGAUCUGGACGCGUUUUCAUCCGCCGACAGCACGGUGCAGGAGCGCGCCAUGCAGCGUCUGAUGCUCUGCGAGAACCACAUGGAGUUUUUGAUCGACCUGCUGAGCCAGUUGAAUACGCGCCGCGUUGUGAAACCGCUGUGCGACGCGAAGCUGAUUCUGGUGCGCUGCAGGCAGACGCCGCUGCACGAGCACCUGGAGGGGUCGUUGUUCAAGAGCAUGCUGCGUAUUCUGAACUUUUACGUGAAGUUCUACAUCGACGAGGAGCUGGGCACGCCUUUGGCGUACGACAAGGUGAUGGAGCACUACUACCAGCGCUUCGAGGCCUUCCAACGCGUGUGCUUCACCAAGUUUGGCAGCGAUGAGGUGCUGAAGGGCGUGCACCUUUUGUCGGCGUUCGAGGUGCACCAGAAGGGCGGUCUGACCGAGCUGCUGUCGCAGUGCAAGUCCAGCGUGCUGGGCAGGCUGGUGUUGGAGCUGGGUCUGUUCGCCGUGGAGGACAACGACAUGGAGUCGCCCCGCCUGAUGCGCCCCGCUGCGGUGAACCUCACCCCUAUAAAGGAGAAGGGGAAGAAGGCGGUGAAGCAAUUCCUGAUAGGCGUUAUAAACGCGCAUCUCGAGCGCCAGGUGGAUUCCGUGGCGUUUUUGAACAGCCUGCCGCUGUACCCUACUGAGGAGCUGUUGUGGAGUUCCAGCGAGCUUCCGAACGCCAACGCGUACAUCCGCAUGUCGUCCCUGGCUUUGAACAAGUUGAACCUGCAGUACCUGACUGUGUUCGACUUUCUGUAUCGCAACUUCAGUUUAUUCCGUUUGGAAAGCGCCUCGCAGAUCAAGUACGACCUGGAGGAGGCGAUCGACUCGUGCUGCCCGCGCGCUUAUUUGGGCCGCGGCGGGUCGAAAUCUGGCCAGCAGCAGCUGGUGGAGACGCGCUUCGAGGGCAGCCACCCGAUGGCCAUCGGUGUGACGUCGUUCACCAUCCGUAACGUGUCGUCCGCCACGGUGCUGCAUUCCGACUCCAGCUUCGUGGACGCCGAGAUCGUGGUUGACACUUCGCUGAUCAAGGAGUUCCAGGUACGGCGUGACUGGCAGCGUUUGAAGCGUUACGACGUGGUGUUCCUGGUGUCAGUCUCCGCGCCCUUGCAGCAGGUGCGUAAGCGGCUCGACGAGUACGAGUCGCCCGAGGAGGUCCCCCUGAACUUGGGCAUCAACCUCGUCCGUGGCGCCGAGAUCUGCCAGGUGCUGGACGAGGAGGGGCACGUCAUUUCUGACUUAAACCCGUACGAGACUCGCACCCCCAUCGGGUUCCGGCUGGUCCUCCGCGUGCGGUUGGACUACAAUCAGUACCUCGAGGACAUUAGCCGCGACCCCAACAUAUACGGCCACAUGAACUUGUUGGUUCGUCGCCCUGCUCGCGUCAACACUUUCAAGGCUGUCCUAGCGUCCCUGCGCCACAUGAUAAACCGCCCUACGGCGUUGCCUGGCUGGCUAAGCGACCUGGUUCUGGGUUUCGGCGCCCCCCUUCAGUGCCAGUACCCGCAGAUGGAGCCGCCGGAAUGGCGUCUCAACCUCCUGAAUACCUGGAAGAGCGUGGGCCACUUCAUGGAGACCAACAGCAGCUUCGUGGUGAAGGCCGCGUUGCUCGGUGACAGCGCUGACGGUUGGGAAGCCCGCGAGGUAUCGGAAUCGGAGCUGUUCGUGCGCCCCCUUCAGGGCAGUGCCCUGACGGGCGCCGAUGGCGCAGCGGUGGCUGCCAAUGUCGCGGGAGAUUUUAACUCGUGGUGCGCACUAUCGCAAUUGGGGCUGCGCGUUGACCCCGCCACCCUUCAGCCGCUGGGCAACGGCCGGUACAUGUUGUCGACCUCCGUUGGCUUUAUGGUGGUGGAGGUAGAUGGCAGCAUGCUGGCAUCCAUGAAUGAAAAGGGCGCUGUGGUCCACGGCCAGCGGUCCGAUCUACGCCUCCCGCCCAAGGUUGCGCUCCUGGUGCCGCGGUUCCAUGUCCCUUCACCCCGGGCCGAGCUGGCGGCGCCGCGCCCCAACAUCGUUUUCACGCCGGCUCAGGUGGAGGCAAUCCGCUCCGGGGUGUCCCCAGGGCUGACUGUGAUCGUUGGACCGCCGGGCACGGGUAAAACCGACUGCGUGUGCCAGAUCGUGGGCAUUCUGUUCCGCAACCUGCCCGAAGAGCGCACGGUCGUGUGCACCCACAGCAACUACGCGCUGAACGACAUUUUCACGAAGCUGGUGCUGAAUGGCCACGUCGACGAGCACCACAUCGUGCGUCUCGGUGGCUCUGAGUUCGAGAUUGAGGGCCUGGGCGACUUUUCUAAAUGGGGCCGCGUGAACUUCAUUCUCCAGCGCCGUCUGGAUAUGCUAGCCCUCGUCAAGAAGCUGGUCGACGCCCUGGAGGUGCCCGGAGACUACAACUUCAGCCUCCAACUUUCGCUUUCGUUCUUCAACUCGAAAGUGCUGCCGCUGCUGCGACACCAGGGGGCGCUCUCCGUAGUUGCCAGCGACCCCGGAGACACGAACCCCACGAACGAAGCCGACCAAGGUGCCGCAGGCGACGCCAGCAGUGAGCUUAAGGAUGUCAACGGUGAGGGCAAAGCCGAAACUUCGCCAGAAGGACGCGCCGACAAGCGCGCGAACAACGUGCCGCGACUGCUGGCAUUGCUCAACGGCUUCUUCAACUCCGAGGUGGAAUUCGCUCCCUCGUUACGUGACCUUUCUACGCGCUGGCAGCAUCUCCAACUCUGCGGCUCUGCGGGAGAUGCGCAGCUGCAUGAGAAGCGCUGCGAGUUCCUCAUGUACAUGUACAGCAUGAUCAAGGAGCUGCAGCCGUUUGAGGUUCUGCGCAACAACCACGACAGGGGCCGCUAUUUGGUGGAGAAGUACGCUCGGCUGGUGGCGAUGACCUGCACCCACGCGUCGCUGGGCCGUGAGACGAUGGAGAGCCUGCGUUACAGCAACCUGGUGAUGGAGGAGGCUGCGCAGGUGUUGGAGGCGGAGACGUUCGCGCUUCUGGCGCACCCGCUGAAACGCGUCAUUCUGAGCGGUGACCACUACCAACUCCCCCCUGUCGUGAACAAUCGCAGUCUGCUCCAGUUCUCCAACAUGCAGCAGUCCCUCUUCCACCGCCUGGUGCGUCUGGACACUCCGCACGUGAUUCUGGACCGCCAGGGCCGUUGCCGCCCCGAGAUCGCUUCGCUGUUCACGCACUUCUACCCCGUGAAGAUCGACAACAUCGACCUGGCGCUGUCGCUGCCCGAAUUCGGCUCCUGCAACCGCGGCUUCGAGCACACCGUGCAGUUCGUUGACUGCGCCGGCUCCGAGUCCGCACCCAUUCCGCACUACUACCAGAACCUGGAGGAGGCCGAGUUUGUGGUGGCUACGUACAUGUACAUGCGUCUGCGCGGCUACCGCAGCGAGAACAUCGUGAUCCUAUGUAUGUACAACGGCCAGAGGGCGCUUAUUGAGGACAUCGUGAAGCACAAGUGCGCGUGGAACCCGCGCAUAAAGGCGCCCCGCGCCAUCGCCACGGCGGACAAGUUCCAGGGACGGCAGUCCGACAUCGUGCUGCUUUCGCUGGUGCGUACCGCCCGCCCCGGGCACCUGCGCGACCCCCGCCGCAUGCUGGUGGCGCUGAGUCGCGCCCGUCUGGGCCUGUACAUCUUCGGCAGCUGGCGGCUGUUCAGGGGCUGCCGGCAGCUGCAGCAAUUCGCGACCCGCCUCGACGCGUACCCCAAGCAGCUGAGGCUGCUACCCGACGACACCGCUGCAAGCGCCGUGUCUGUCAGCCGGUACAGCGAGAUGGAGCCGAUUUUGCAGCAACUGCAGUAA
Molecule: messenger RNA, 4770 nt
Organism: Babesia bigemina
Lineage: Eukaryota; Apicomplexa; Aconoidasida; Piroplasmida; Babesiidae
Product: DNA2/NAM7 HELICASE FAMILY,putative
Exons: 2
Coding region: 1-4770 (1589 amino acids)
Cellular component (GO): catalytic step 2 spliceosome
Molecular function (GO): mRNA binding; helicase activity
Source: RefSeq, a predicted model, not a curated record